Molecule: messenger RNA, 4042 nt
Organism: Carassius carassius (crucian carp)
Lineage: Eukaryota; Metazoa; Chordata; Actinopteri; Cypriniformes; Cyprinidae
Product: striatin-4-like
Exons: 18
Coding region: 239-2536 (765 amino acids)
Cellular component (GO): dendrite
Molecular function (GO): calmodulin binding; protein-containing complex binding; protein phosphatase 2A binding
Source: RefSeq, a predicted model, not a curated record
CCCUGCGGUAGCCAGCUUUAUAACCUAUAGGAAGCACUUAUGAGCUGGUAGCGUUUGCAGCCAUUCCAUAGUAAGAGUGGAUCACUAUUUGGCACUUUUCUGUGCGUGUGAGUACUCGCCUAUCUGUGUGUAUUGGGCAAAGAAACGGGAGAGGGCUUCGGUGGAGACUUCAAGCAACGGGGUGGCUUAUUCUUCUGUUUUCCCACCUCCUGGCUCCGGCGACAGCUCGAACGCUCUGAUGGAGGCGGAAAGAUCCGGCGGGGUGGCGGGUGGAACGAACCAGAGCCCCGCAGGAAGCGGAGCGGGGCGCAAUCCGAACGGGCCGAAGGCUGUGCUCGGUCCCGCUCCCACCGCAGCAGCGGCCGCCGCGGCCACCGGGGCGAUGUCUGGAGCCUCCCAGCCGCGAGAUCCGCAGGACGGGGACGCGGGCCUCUCGUUGCCCGGGAUCUUACAUUUCAUCCAGUAUGAAUGGAGCCGCUUUCAAGCCGAGAAAUAUCGCUGGGAGGCCGAGCGAGAUGAGCUGAGGACUCAGGUGGCGUUCCUGCAGGGUGAGAGGAAAGGUCAGGAGAACAUGAAGCAGGAUCUGGUGCGGCGAAUCAAGAUGCUGGAAUACGCUCUGAAACAGGAGAGGGCCAAACAUCAGAAGCUGAAAAGUGGCACUGACCAGAGCCCUGGAGAGAAGAAACCAGAGACAGAAGCUGAACCAAUACCCAAUGGGCCUGCAGAUUCAGAUUCAGAACCAACCAAUCAGAUGCCUUGGAAGGAGGGCCGUCAGUUAUUGCGCAAGUAUCUGGAGGAGGUGGGAUAUUCUGACACCAUCUUGGACAUGCGUUCCAAACGUGUUCGUUCCCUGUUGGGUCGCAACAGCCCAGAGGUGAAUGGGCCUCCUCCUAGCGAACCGCCUGCAGAACCAGAACCUCACAGUGGAGGAGAGUCACUACUAGUGCGCCAGAUCGAAGAGCAAAUCAAACGGCGUGCUGGAAAAGAGAGCUCUAAAGAGCGGAUGGGCAGCUCUGUCCUGGAUAAAAUUUCUUUCCUUCGUGGCUGUGAGGAUGACGAUGAGGAUGACAGUGACGAAGAAGAGGACUUCCAGGGCAUGACUACAGACUGCAUUGAUGGACGCAAAAACAAGAAGUCCGGGAGCAAGAUGGGCGGAGAAUCCAUGACCACCGAUCUUGACCCUGAGGAUGACGAUGAUGAAGAGGACUCGGAGGACGCUCUGGGAGAGUUUGAUUUCUUGGGCUCAGGAGAGGAAGGCGAAGGGGCGGGAGAAGCUCGCAUAUCAGGAGACGGCCGUGAAUUAGGUUCAGAAAACCGGCGUAAUAAGUUGCAAGGCAUUAUGUCAGAUUUCCCGCCCAAACCCGCUCCACCUCCUUCUAUCCCGGGCCAGACACGUUCCGGAGAGGGGGGCGCUCUUGGAUUCUCCUCUGAUGUCUUCAUUCUGGAUGCUGUUGGAGGAGGGGAUAUGAACCUCGGAGAGCUGGCUGACCUCACUGUUGCCAAUGACAAUGACCUCACCAUUGACUUGCAGGACAAUCGAGAAGAGUUCAAAAAAACGUGGAACCCUCGCUUCACACUACGAAGCCACUUCGACGCCAUCCGGGCGUUGACCUUUCACCCCAGCCAGGCCGUGCUGCUGUCUGCCUCUGAGGAUGGGACGCUCAAACUCUGGAACCUCAACAAGGCGAUGCACUCCAAAAAAAAUGCAGCGCUGGACGUUGAGCCCAUUUAUACAUUCAGAGCACACAGUGGUGCUGUUCUUUCUCUGGCUAUGGGAGAGGAAGGAGAAUCAUGCUUCAGCGGCGGUCUGGACGGCUCCAUCCGCGGCUGGAAGAUUCCAGACCUUAAUGUAGAUCCUUACGACAACUAUGAUCCCGGCGUGGAGAGCAGCGUGUUGUCGGGUCACGAGGACGCGGUGUGGGGUUUGGCUUACUCCUCCAGCCUGAAGCGUUUGGCCUCCUGCUCUGCAGAUGGGACUGUGAGGAUCUGGGACCCCCAUAAUUCCUCACCGUGUGUGUCUGUUUUCAACAAAGAGAAAGAACAUGGGACUCCCACCUCGGUUGCCUUUGUAAACUCCGACCCGUCCCAGGUUGUUGUUUCCUUCGAUGGGGGCGAGACUCUGCUUUAUGACCUCAACACAGAGCAAAGCAUCAUGGUCUUGGAGAACCAGGCUAAGGAUGGCAGUGAGCUGAUUAACCGCGUGGUCAGCCAUCCGUCCCAACCAAUUUCCAUUACAGCCCAUGAGAACCGCACCAUCCGUUUCCUGGACAAUAAGACAGGGAAAGUGAUCCAUUCCAUGGUGGCUCACCUGGAUGCUGUAACCUGUCUCGCCACAGACCCUAAAGGCACUUACCUCAUCUCCGGCAGUCAUGACUGCUCUGUGCGUUUGUGGAUGCUGGACAAUCGCACGUGUGUGCAGGAGAUCACUGCGCACAGGAAAAAACACGACGAGGCCAUUCACGACGUGGCCUUCCACCCCUCGCAGCCCUUCAUCGCAAGCGCAGGGGCCGAUGCGCUUGCAAAGAUCUUUGUUUGAUUUUCUCAUUGGGGAUCCACUCUCACUACUGGGCCACAAGAGUGAAACGUCGAGUAUACACACACACACACACACACACUCACUAAAUGACGGGAACAAUGUUAAAGGCACACGACUCAAUAACCCAUCAUUUUUUAUGCCUCACACAUUGUGAUACAAACUCUACUGCUUUAAAUACUAAUGAGUUUGCUGCUCAUGUCCCAAUUUCAGUUUUAGACUACACUAAUAAUAAUCUGCAUGGUGUGUUGGGAAGGAUGUCCAAUCUGUUGACGGAUGGACUCAUGCAAACACACACACCUUAAUACAACUCACACCCUGGAUUUUAAUUUCAUGCUCUGUUGAGGAUGUGAAGGCUCUCGGUAAACAAGACCUUACACAAGCCUGCACAUUGUCUCAAUGUAAAUUGCAUUAGUGCUAAUCUGUGAAUUAAUGUCCUCGCGUAACUGUUGCCUAGUAACGUGAGGCAAUUGAUGCAUUUCAUUCCAAAGACUGCUUUUGAUUAUUUUUUUUUGGUUGCGUUUUAGCUGCAAGUACAACACAGCUUUACCUUUAGCCUCACAGCUAAGAGCCUUAGUGUUUCAGCCUUUCGUAAUCAGUUCCACACAUCUCAUUCUCAUAACGAGUACACUUUGAACAUUUUGCAAUCAUCAUCUUCAUUCAUAUCCGAUCAGGUGGCGUUAUCCAUAAUAGUCGGGUGACUGUUGAGUAGUGUAUUUAUUGUAGUAUUCGGUAUCGGUUGGAAGACUUUUUGGGAAGGACUGCAGUUGGAUGCAUAACUGAUUUCUUUAUAUAUGCAGGAUAUGCUGUAAAUAGCACACUUAACUCACAACCUUGGUGCUAAGAUCUCCUCUGAAUCAGGGACCUGGUCAUGACGGGAGUCGUAAAAUAUCAAAUCUCCAUUGACGCCUGCCAUUCCUCAGAGUCAUCGUAUACGGUUCUUUGGCAUUUCCGAAAUACAGCCCGAGUGUCAGGAGUUUCGGAGUGUUUCUGGUGUGCCGAAGUGGCUUUUAAAGGAAGACUCCACAUUUUUUGGAAAUAGGCUCAUUUUCCAAGUUCCCUAGAGUUAAAGAGUUGUGUUUUACCAUUUUUUUUUUAUCCAUUCAGCGGAUCUCCUGGUCUGACGGUAGCACUUUUAGCUUAGCUUAGCAUAGAUCAUUGAAACUGAUUAGACCGUUAGCAUCUCACUCAAAAAUUACUAAAGAGUUUCUAUAUUUUUCCUAUUUAAAACUGGACUCUUUUGUAGUUACAUUGUGUACCAAGACCGAUGGAAAAUGAAAAGUUGUGAUUUUCUUGGCCGAUAUGGCUAGAAACUAUGGUCACACUCAAAUCACAACCUUUCAUUUUCCGUCACUCUUAGUACACAGUGUAACUAGUCAAGUUAUUAGUAGGAAAAAUAUAUGAACUCUUUGGUCAUUUUUGAGCGAGAUGCUAACGGUCUAAUCAGAUUCAAUGAUCUACGCUAAGCUAAGCUAAAAGUGCUACCGCCAGACCCAGAGAUCAGCUGAA